Molecule: messenger RNA, 2136 nt
Organism: Echinostoma caproni
Lineage: Eukaryota; Metazoa; Platyhelminthes; Trematoda; Plagiorchiida; Echinostomatidae
Source: the annotation of a GenBank genome assembly
AUGCAUUGUCCAGAAACUGCUUCCACUUAUGGAGGGAACGAACCUGGACAUGCCUGUCACUUUCCAUUUGUCUAUCAAAAACAGAUCCAUACAACGUGUAUCCGAAACGGUGGUGAUCUUGUAUAUAAUCAUUCAGAUGAUCCCGUCCCGAUCGAUACCGGGCAAAGUGGUUAUUGGUGGUGUUCCACCACGGCCAAUUUUGAUCGAGACCGCAAAUGGACACGCUGUCGACCGCAACUUGCUCAACAAUUGCCUUGCCAUUUUCCCAAACGUUCCACUUGGGCAGGUGGUAUGGUCAAUGGAAUUGCGUAUGAAUGUCAAGCUUUUGCCGGACAUUGGAUUUGCAUGACUGAAUUAGGUCAACUUAGAGAAUGUCCAACAACAAACCAGUCCCCGAACGCUAUUUCCACUCCACUAACCGAAGGGGGGAACAGUCCGGGACGAGCAUGUCACUUUCCAUUCCAAGCUACUCUACUUUUACUCACCAAACAGUUAUCUUGGACAGAACCAGCGCGUAAGAGAAAUUUCACAACUUGUCUGCCAGGCACACCAAACUCUCCUCUAGCCGGGGUUUUGUAUCCACCGUGGAUUGGUUUUUGGUGUGCGACCACAGACAAUUUCGAUCGGGAUCGUUUAUGGACCCGGUGUGUACUGGAACCGGAUCAACUGACAGCUUCCGCAUCAGCCGUGACAACCACCAUUGGUGUGUUGCCACAGCAUUCUAUCACAACUAGUUUAGCCGAGGUUUGGACUCAAUUAUCCUGGUUUCAACAGAUGUGCACGGAAGAGCGACAACGGUUAGCCUCACGAACACACGCAUUCUCGCCAGAAUUCGAACAGUCAUUACGAGUGGUUGAAUCUAAACGAGCUCAGUGGGAUGUGACUCAAUCGGACUCGCGACCCAGUUGGUGGAUAUGGCUAGCUCCGUUCUGGUGGGCUGUCUAUGGGGCAAAUCAGACCCCAGUGACCACAACCCCGACCAAUCAAUACUUGACCGAGUCGACCACAGAAACGCAUAAUGCGGUUGGUGUGGUUAGUCCACUGACUCGUGGUUUUCAACUCCCCUCGUGGGUGGAUUCGUGGAGCAGUGCCGGUUGGCUUGAAUUCGGCCUGAGUAUGAACGAUCGAUGGCAAAGUCUGGUCGCUAACGUGCACCUACGCUGGCAUAAAGCAUGGCUAAUCGCUUACCUGACAGGUUUCGCGUCCGCAGUGGGCAUCCUGUUCGGUAUGAUUUUGAUUGUGAUUUUGUGUUUGGAUGAGACCAAACGUAAACAACUUGUGCACACCAUUUGUGGACCGCGGAAAUUGAAACGACCUCCGUCUAAUCUGGUCCCCAUAAUGGAAGAAUCUCAGUACUUGAUGUACACACCAAUCAACGGAAUGGGUUCAACAAAGUAUCCGUGUACCGUUGCUGAUGAAUAUUGUCCACACGGUCGCGGACCACCACAAUCGGAAUCUGUGGAGCCUGAGGUGAAUAAAAAUCGUAAAUUUUCUCGUCAAGAUGAAGGUUUUCUGAUGAACGACAACAAUUUGUGGUGCUCGCUGAAUCCAAAUGCAGAAAUGUUAGCACAGAAACGUAAUUCGCCAAGACAAUCGCGAAAUGGACAUUCACACGGGACAGAUCUGGCUUAUGAAAGCGCGCAUGCGAAACCAGAUUGUUUUCGGCGUGCCGAAUCGACCUGUCCCUGUUGGCCAGUUCGUGAUUUGAAUUGUCUACGUUAUCAGCAACAACUAAAUCAUGCGCUAGAACUCAUUGUCAAUCUGAUACGAACUAAUGAGAAUUUGGACGAAUUGUACAAAUCGGCAGAUUUACGUGCUCAGCUUCAACAGCUCAUCUCUGAUCGACCAGUUUCCAGUGUGAGUGAUUCGAUGUGCACCACUACUCAACUAUCCCUGUUACGUGGUAAAAGUUCCGGCUGUGAUUGUACCCCAUCGCACGGAAAUUCGUGUAGCGAACGCAUAUUAUUCCGUAAUCGGAAACAAAGUUAUGAUGAUGAUGAUUCGGAUGAUGAUUGGGAUGAUGAUGAUGAUGAUGAUGAUGAUUGGGAUGAUGAUGAUGAUGAUGAUGAUGAUGAUGAUGAUGAUGAUGAUAAUGAGAAUGAGAAUUGUCUCGAAUACGUUCGCACAUUUUUCUGA